UUUAUCUGACUCUUCUCCCCAACAGUGUUUUUCUACCAGCAUGAGUUCGGAGUGCACAAGCUACUACAGCACAGAGAAUGUGUUUACGAAUGGCUCCUCGUGUCCUAAAGAAGGGAGCGAUCCGAGCGCGGCAUUCUGCUGCGGAUUUAACGACGUCAAGUAUUGCUGUGAUGAUCCCAACAGCUUCUUCCCUUAUGCGUAUGGAUACAUGUGGUGGCUUAGCUUUGGGGCUCUGAUAGGUCUGUCCAUAGCAGCGGUGGUCCUCCUGGCCUUCCUCAUCACAGUCUGUGUCCUCUGCUACCUCUUCAUCGCCACUAAGCCCAGUCGCCUUGACAAUGGCCUGCCGCUACGAGCACCAGGGUUGGACCUCAGUGAGGGCCCCAGCCACUCCGGCCCUGCCCCUUCCACUGGCCCCCAGGGCUUCAGGAAGCACUUCCUCAGCAGGAAGCUGGACUGUGCCAACCAGCCACCCGACCCUGAGAGACUGUUCCAGAGGUGCUUCGUCACCACCGUCAACAUGGAGGUCCCUUCGUAG
This is a messenger RNA of Coregonus clupeaformis (lake whitefish), 535 nucleotides long. RefSeq names its product protein shisa-like-2A. Lineage: Eukaryota; Metazoa; Chordata; Actinopteri; Salmoniformes; Salmonidae. The record is from RefSeq and is a predicted model, not a curated record. The coding region runs from base 41 to 535 and encodes 164 amino acids. The transcript has 3 exons.